Molecule: messenger RNA, 642 nt
Organism: Talaromyces marneffei
Lineage: Eukaryota; Fungi; Ascomycota; Eurotiomycetes; Eurotiales; Trichocomaceae
Exons: 2
Coding region: 1-642 (213 amino acids)
Source: RefSeq, a predicted model, not a curated record
AUGGGCGCCACAGCAUCAAAGCCAGUCCGCUCAGCAGCAAGUGCAGCUUCGCGUCGCCAAUAUCCCAAAACAGCUUCGCCGGGGACCACAAAAGCGAUGCCAGCACCGAUCCAACAAUCGCCGCCGCAGCAAAAAGCAGCUGGACCAACCUAUCAUUCUAAGGAGCAGCCUUCAGCUUCGCGCUCAGAGGAAAUUGACCUCGACGCUCGCGACCCUGACUUCGCUGCUUCCCUACGCUCCAUCGGUCCGGUAACACCGAACCCUACGUUCUCCCAUUCAAGCACCUUUAACCGACCCCGCGCAUUCCCUCCUCAACUCCAGUCACAAACAAAAUCAUCCCUUAAUCAAACUCCUACCGGCGGUUUCGCGCCCUCCGUCUUCCCAGACGCAAACAACAAUCCCGCUCUCCUGGUCCUCUCAUCACGCAGCCGAAUCGCUAAAGCCGCCGAACAGGAACUAGAGUCCUUUGGACGACCGAGUCAUCCGGGACGAGAGUAUUUGGAUGCCAUGGCUAUUCGGCAGGUGUUGACGAUGCGUGAUCGACAGAAGCUCAAGGAUGGGGAGAUUGAGCGGAUGUUGAGGUUGAAGAAGGGGGUUGUGAGUAGAUUGGGGGAGAGGGGGGUCGUUAGUGAGGCUUUUUGA